UAAGUAGAAUUAUACAUCAGUCAAGAGUUCAACUGCGGUUGACUCUAUAUUUAGCUUUUUUUUACAUUGUGUCAUCUGCGGAAGUUGAAAAAAAUAUUUUGACAAAUUCAGUAGUGCAAAAACAGAUGUGUUUUCAAAUGUAGGGAAUAAAAGUAAAAAGUUAGCAGAAAAAUAAGUACUCAUGUACAGAUACCCGAAAAUUUUACUUAAACACAGGUACAAAGUAUUUGUACUCGUCCAAGGAACGCUCAGUUACCGCAAUACUCACUGUUUUUCAAUUGAUUGUUUUAUAUUUUUGACCUUCAGUGUUUUCCAUACAUAUAUUUACAGUAUUUUGACUUUUCCAUCGCAUUAUUGUCGGUAGUCUACGUCGUGACUUACGUACAAAUUCGUCACCGCCGUAGGAACAGAGCUCCGUCGUAAAUCGAGGAGCCUGCCUGUAAACAAACAUUUUGCAUUUUGAAACGGCAUUGGAUUUAAAGAUUAAAUGUCCAAAAUGUUCAGUAUGUAUGUUAUGCCUUGUCAUACUUCACUGCGCAAAUAAUUUGUUUUAGCACUCCAUCAAUAAUACGUAAUAAGUCUACGUAAAACGUUUAUAAAAGUUUUGUGUUGCCGUUUGUUUUUGUUUUUGUUUUUUUAAACAAGUCGAGUGACGUGACGAGCGUAGGUUACGUCGUGACGUCAUCACAUUCCCUGUGCGCAAGUCGACGCUUUUCAAUGCGGAAGUUCCCUCCUCGAAACAACUCGGGGACAAUUUCAGACACGAAAACAAGCCAAAGAGCUACUCGAGCUACAUGUCGACGUGUUUACUUGUCAAUUAAGUUUUAAAGGCAGGCGGUGUAAACGAUCUCGCUAUCGUUUUGGCUAUCGGACAAGUGAUCAGCCCUCAUGGCUACCAACAAUAAUUUACAGAAAGCCAUCGAUCUUGCCAGCAAGGCGGCUCAAGAGGAUAAAGCUAAAAACUAUGACGAAGCUCUGCGAAUGUAUCAGGCUGCUGUACAGUAUUUCCUACAUGUCGUCAAAUAUGAAGCCCAAGGUGACAAAGCUAAACAGAGCAUCCGCAUAAAAUGUGCCGAAUAUUUGGACCGGGCAGAGCAGUUGAAGGAUUACCUCAAGAAAAAGGAGAAAGCUCCGCCUGCUAAGCCUGUCAAAGAGUCUGAUGACAAAGGGAAUGAAAGCGAUGACGGUGAUGAUCCCGAGAAAAAGAAGAUGCAGAAUCAACUCUCAGGCGCAAUUGUUAUGGAGAAGCCAAACAUCAAGUGGGUUGAUGUUGCUGGUUUAGAAGGAGCCAAGGAGGCCCUGAAAGAAGCUGUGAUUCUCCCUAUCAAAUUUCCUCACCUUUUUACUGGAAAGAGAACACCAUGGAGGGGGAUCCUGCUCUUUGGACCUCCAGGUACAGGAAAAUCUUACCUUGCUAAAGCAGUCGCCACAGAGGCAAACAACUCGACUUUCCUGUCCGUCUCCUCUGCUGACCUUGUAUCCAAAUGGUUGGGUGAAAGUGAAAAAUUAGUUAAGAAUCUGUUUGCCCUUGCGAGGGAACACAAGCCUUCCAUUAUCUUCAUUGAUGAGAUCGACUCACUCUGCGGCUCCAGAAGCGAGAACGAGAGCGAGGCGGCACGCCGUAUCAAGACGGAGUUCCUGGUGCAGAUGCAAGGUGUUGGAAAUGACAAUGAAGGAGUGCUUGUACUUGGGGCAACAAACAUUCCAUGGACCCUCGACGCUGCCAUCAGAAGAAGGUUUGAGAAGAGGAUCUACAUUCCGCUGCCAGAAGAACACGCUCGCUCCUUCAUGUUCAAGCUCCACCUGGGCUCCACCCCAAACAGUCUCACAGACUCGGACUUUGUCACACUGGGCAAGAAAACAGACGGCUACUCGGGCGCGGAUGUUAGUGUCAUCGUCAGAGACGCACUCAUGCAGCCUGUUAGAAAGGUCCAAGCGGCAACCCACUUUAAAAAGGUGAAUGGACCAUCGAGAUCGGAUCCCCAAAUAGUUGUACACGACCUCUUGACUCCUUGCUCGCCUGGCGAUCCCAACGCAUUUGAGAUGACAUGGAUGGACGUCCCCGGAGAGAAGCUUCUGGAACCUGUAGUUUGCAUGUCUGACAUGCUGAGGUCUCUGUCCAACACCAAGCCUACCGUCAAUGAGCAGGAUCUGGGAAAACUCAAAAAAUUCACAGAGGACUUUGGACAGGAAGGCUAGUUUUCAUUUUGUGAAGCAGGCCAAAGCGAAGCAAAAUAAUUGCAAUGUUCUAUUUCAUGUUUAUUUCUUCUGCCUGUCUCAUCUUCUUAGCCUGAUAACCACAGAAAGGCCGUAGAAACAAAUUUUAUUUGACACUCAAUCCUCUCUAAAUAGAUCUCAUUUAAGCUUUAUAACAAAUGUAAUGGGGUUUCCGACUUCUAAAGGUGUUAAUGCAAAGAUACCCAGGCUACCCAGGUGGACGAAGGUUAUGCACACGUAAUUCUUGUCGUUGACCAAUAAACGCCCUGUCUUCUCUGUGUUGUAUAAAUAAGCAACACGCAUUUUAUAUAAUAUGACAUUUUGUGGUAUCAUACAUUGGCUGUGGGAAGUGAAGCAGCAUUGGGUUUCUUAUGUGUCCAUAAUCUCAGUGUGGUAGAUGUAGUACAGGCAUUUAAGACUUUGUGAGUCAUUCAUGAUGAGAGCUUCAUUAGAGCCAAGGUUAGGAUUGUCAGUCCACUCUCACAGCAAUUGUAUGCGUUCAGCGGAUCACCGAAGGUGCCGGACCAGCAUUAUUUGAAACAUAUUUUUGUCACUGAGUUUCUCUUUUUUUAAUCACACCCCACUGGACACGUUUCAUUUUUUAUACAGGAACUCAUGCUGUUUAUUAAAUGCUAACAAAAAGCCUUAUAUAAAGAUCAUCUUUGUUCAUUUUGACAUAACAAGCUGAAGUCGGAGGCUUGUUUGUACAUUCAAGCAACUAGGGAAACGUCUCCAAUUAAAUGUUGACGCUGUGCA
Messenger RNA from Phycodurus eques (leafy seadragon), 2973 nucleotides. RefSeq names its product vacuolar protein sorting 4 homolog B (gene vps4b). The coding region runs from base 889 to 2199 and encodes 436 amino acids. Gene Ontology annotation, biological process: endosomal transport; vacuole organization. The record is from RefSeq and is a predicted model, not a curated record. Gene Ontology annotation, molecular function: ATP binding; ATP hydrolysis activity. The transcript is spliced from 11 exons. Lineage: Eukaryota; Metazoa; Chordata; Actinopteri; Syngnathiformes; Syngnathidae.